AUGAAAGAAUGUGGGAAACCAAUGAGGAUAAGGAUGCCAGUAUUUUUAUGCCUCGUGGACCCUCCACAAAUAAAGCAACGAAAAAAAUAAAGCAGAAAGGAAAAGAAAAGAUGAUGACAACAGUGUGGAGCCCACUUCCGGACUUUUUUCUGACUUCCUCAAUUUUCUCCCCCUCCCACAUCACACACACCCACACUCUCUCUCUCUCUCUCCCCACUUCCCCUUCAGGCUUCAACUCCCCUACUCGCCGCAACCCCCUCCCAAUUUAUCUUCUGCUUCGCGCUCACUGAACCACCAUCAAUCUCUCGUGAUUUUUGUUCCUAUGAUUGUGGGCUCCCCAUGGUUUAUGAUUUCAUAUGUACGCUUUUGCUGAAGCGCAGAGAAUCAUGUCUCUCUUUCUCUUUCUCUUUCUCCUUCUCUCUCCACUUCCCCUUCAACUCCCCCUGCUGGCCACAACCCCCCGUUUAUCUUCUGCUUCGCGCUCACUGAACUUCCAUCAAUCUUCGUGAUUUUCAGGUUCCUAUUAUUGUGGGGCCCCAUGGGGUUUAUGAUUUCAUAUGUACCCUUUUUCUGAAGUGCAGACAAUCAUCUCUCUCUCUCUCAUCUGUCUGUGCCUCCCAGAUUAUCAUUCGACACUCUUGCCUCUCUUGUGCGGAGAAUGGACCAAAAUGGUGUCAUCAGCUAUCGCCACCGGCGUUCGCCUUCCUCCGACAGAUUUAUUGGCGUCUUCUCUCCUCCUUCCUCCACCACGACCAUCUCUUCAUCUCCGUCCGUCGUCGCUGGGGACGAGCUCAACGAGGACGACGUCUUCUACACCAACGACUUCUCCGAGCCGCGGCGCGAGCCACCCUCAACCAUCAACCACCGAUCCCGUCACUCCUUCCGCCAACCGGAGAAGUUCGGCAUCCUUGCCGCCUUACCAGAGGACAAGCGGAAUACCGACGUCAUCAUCCAGAAACCUGCUCUCCAUUACUCACCGACAAGUUCCUUCUCCCGCGAUAUCCCCUCGAUUCCCAAGCCUCAUCCCCCGGUGGAGAUUACGUACUCGCAGUCGAUGCCGAUCCGGCGGUUCCAACAAUCGGCGCCGGUGAACGUCCCGAUGAUGCCGAGGAAACCAAGAAACGUGGAGAUCGCUGACUUGGACGUAGGCGACGACAUGGACGAGGAGGAAGUGCUGCCGCCGCAUGAGAUUGUGGCCCGUGGGUCAUUGAGAAAUGAGAAGAGUUCAUUUUCGGUGCUGGAAGGCGUGGGGAGAACACUCAAGGGGAGAGAUCUACGGCAGGUGCGCAAUGCUGUGUGGCGCCAGACAGGUUUUCUCGACUAGUAUUAUUAGCAAAAUUGACAUAAUUUGUUAUUUAUCGUAUUCUGCUUUCAGAUUUGCGAUGUCCGAAAUCGAUAAUUGUUGAAGCCCUCCGUCUUGAAAUCUAUCCAUUCUCAGUAGAAUAGAAAAACAAGAACAACAUAUUAUGAAGUAGAGUAAGUUAAUUUAUUCAAUUGUAGUCAACAGAGGCUUCGGCUUUUGUUCUAGAGAGAAAAGAUGACCAUGGAAGAAGUCUCGGCCCAACCUUCCAUGUCUUCGUAUUUUGGUGUGUUAGCUAUACAACUAUGGAAUUAUCUUAAUUGGUGAUGUUACCAAGUUCCAUUCAUUUACAAUGGCAUGUUAGGUGAGAUGUUUUUUGCUAAUAUUAAACAUGAAUAGUUGGAAAUUGAAAAUCACAAUUUCACUAUAGAGGUGAUGAUGAGAUCAAUUUAUCCAAAAAUUGAUUUGUGUUGAAAUAUCAAAUAAAUGUUAGUUCCUUUGCAACAUAUCAUCCACUAAGACGUUGGGCAAUAUGUAACAUCAAGUAAAGAUGACAGUAUGAUGCAAUUCUUCCAUUAUCCUUUUUAAGAAUAGUAAUUGAAAACUAACAAUGUCAAAAUGACAAAAAUGUUUUCUUAUCAAAAUACAAAAGAAACAAGACUUUUGAAUUUUGCAAGAUGUAGAAUAAUUUCAAGGAUAACUGUGUGGUUUUCGAUCAAAUAUGCUUCUGAUACCAAAGAGCUUCCCUCCAUGUUUCUUCAACAGUUAAUUUUUACACUAUCACAUCACCUUCGUAGGAUCACAUUUCACAUGAUGUUUAAUUUUCAUAACAUGAUGUGUGCAACUUGUUUUAAGAAUUACUCCGUGAUUAUCGAAAUGCUUGAAUAAUAAAAGAUGUAUGUAAGUAUAAAGAUUGGUGUAGAGAAUGAGCGCCGAGUGACAACUGACAAGUCAGAAUAUCAAUAAGCAAUAAUUGUGUAGUUCACACGGGAAUAAUACCCCUCGCACGAUAUUAUGAUUCCAUCAUUCAUGCAAUUGGACUUUGUGGAGUAGAAAAGGAAAUGAUCGCUAAGCUAGGAAACACAACGACUCAAAAUAAUCAUAGCCCCCAAAAAAAAUCCCAAUCAAAAUAAGAAGUAGAGAAAAGAGAAAGGGCAAGUCAGAAUAUCAAUAAGCAUUUUUAAUAAGCCUCACGGAGAUUAUUCACCUCUCGCUAAUCCACUUUUUUCAUCAUUCUUGCCAACUGGGAGACAAAUAAUUUUUCCAAAAAGUUGUUUUAAAAAACUAAAGGAAUUGUCCCCCAUCUACAAGCAAAGAGACAUUCAGAAUCCACUUUCUGGAUCAAUAAUAAAGAUCCGAAUUCCGAAUCAACCAACAGUAGAAAAAUUUACUGCAGCAACCGGAAAUUGCAGGAAAAAUUAGAGAUCCAAAACAUAAGAAUGAAUUGCCUCUUGGUAGACCGAAGACGGGGGUAAGAUGGAAUUCUCAGAAGGAAAACCCUAAAAAGAACACCAUAACAACACACACAAUCACACCAAUAUACAUACAAAACAUACGUACAUAAGUGACCGUGCGCGUAUACAUUUACUAUAGCGCGGCUAUGACUCAAAACGCUUCCAUUGACGACGGCGGAAGGCGAUCUUAAGGGCCGCGCCGACAGGGGGGGGGGGAAACUGAAACAUCCGAACACUUACAAAUUGUAUAACGAUUCCCCAAAGAACAACAAUCGAAAAUCGAGUGUUUGCGAAGAUAAUGAUAUAGAAAUGAGAUGCUCA
Sesamum indicum (sesame) is the source of this 3075-nucleotide messenger RNA. RefSeq names its product protein S40-7. Lineage: Eukaryota; Viridiplantae; Streptophyta; Magnoliopsida; Lamiales; Pedaliaceae. The record is from RefSeq and is a predicted model, not a curated record.